AUAUAAAAUUUUAAAAGUCAUAAUCAAAGAAAUAAUGGAGAGGUCUACAACGAUCUGCUCCCAUUCCCAUAACUAAUUUGAGCACAAUUGAGAUGGAGGUGGAAUGGCUUCUUGUAAUCCACGGCCUGGUGACACUGCUAGUGUUGAUUUCUUUCCUCUGCGGCCAAUGGCCUAUUUUCGCAGGCACUUUCAUUCAAAAAAUCCAUUUUUUUCUCACUUUUGGUGCCUGUGAUUAUUUCCGCCGCUUUGUGGGUGCUGUGUUUGGUCAAAGAGGUUCCAAUGCACUCUUCUGCGUUGAGUACUAUUGUUGUGAUCGUCCUAAUCCUACUCUCCAGGUCAUAUAUUUGGGAAUAAUUGGAGCCAGUUACUACUUAAUUGUGCAGUCAGCCUUUAAGUACAUUCCUGGGCAUUACCUAGGUGAAGUGCACAGGUACAUAAGCUUGUUGGCAGUUGGUGGGGGUAUUCUCCUCUUUCUAUUGACUAGCUUUUCUGACCCAGGAACUGUGAAUGCUGGGAAUGUUUCACACUAUCUUUCUGCUUAUCCCUAUGACAAUAUUAUUUUCUCAGAAAAAGAAUGUCCUACCUGCAAGAUCCCAAAACCUGCUAGGUCAAAGCACUGCAGCAUUUGUGAUCGCUGUGUUGCUAGAUUUGAUCAUCAUUGUGGAUGGAUGAAUAAUUGCAUAGGUGAGAAAAACAGCAGAUACUUUAUGGCUUUUCUUCUCUGGCAUUUUCUUCUCUGUUUAUAUGGGGCAGUUGCUAUUGCACUUGUGCUAGCUGGCAGACUGAAAGAACUACGGGUUAUAGAUAUUCUUACUGUUUAUUAUGGCUUCGAGAAAUCAUUCAGUAGUUUGGCUCCACAUGUUGCAGUGUGGUUGUUGGAUUCAUACAACACUCAAAUACUUAUCAUGGUAUUUCUGGCUAUAAUUUCUAUGCUACUGGCCGGUUUCCUUGCAUACCACACCAAACUGUGUGUCACAAAUACCACAACAAAUGAGACUUUCAAAUGGCAAGAGUACUUAAGCUGGAAGAGGAAGGUUAAUGAAGCAAAGGCAAGUGCAGCAGCACUCAAAGCAAGUUUAGCUGAAUUGAACCAUGAAAAGAAGCACCCUGUGAGCAAAUGGAAAGCCUUCUUCCAAAGGUCCCGUCUUGAAGAAGUGGAGGUUGUUAAGAAUAACAUUUACGAUAAAGGAGUGCUCCAGAAUGUCUUUGAGAUUGUAGUUCCUCUUUCAACAAGACGGUCAUUCUUACAGAGGAAAUCAAAAUCAGGUUAGAGUUGUCAGUUGGUGACCCAUAUCUCAUAGGGUCUUGGUAGCUCGUCCUUGGUUCAAUGUCUUUAGUCUAAUCGUCAUACUACCAAGGAACCUAAAUGUGAAGCACAAUCAUUUUUGCCAAACAUAUCACUGACAAGAAUCGACAAGUCAUCUAUCUUUAUUCUUGGGUUAGCAUGACCAAUGCAGUUUAAUUGCAUGUGGUGAAAAGAUUGCACGAGUUCUGAGGAAGGGGGUUAAGUUUGUGCACCAGUGUUGCUUCCUUUUGCUUUUCUGCGGUUGCAGCUAUUGAAUGGAGGUGCUUACUGCUCUUUUUUUUGUGCAUUCUACUUCCUACUUGUGGUGCAGCCUAGGUUUCCUCAUAUUUCUUGGAUGUUUUUCAAUCUUUAUUCAACUUUUUAUACCUCUGUGCUGCUUAGCAGCAGAUUUAAUUAUGUACGAUGUAAUAGGACGAGAAUGAGUGCCUGGUAUCUGUUGCAAUCCCAAUGUAUUAUGUAUCCGCCAGCAGUGGAACUGGAGUUCGGAUUGAAUUCAAAUGAAUUUUGUGCUC
Solanum verrucosum is the source of this 1818-nucleotide messenger RNA. Its product is annotated as probable protein S-acyltransferase 17. Lineage: Eukaryota; Viridiplantae; Streptophyta; Magnoliopsida; Solanales; Solanaceae. The coding region runs from base 93 to 1271 and encodes 392 amino acids. Gene Ontology annotation, biological process: peptidyl-L-cysteine S-palmitoylation; protein targeting to membrane. Gene Ontology annotation, cellular component: Golgi apparatus; endoplasmic reticulum. The transcript has 10 exons. The record is from RefSeq and is a predicted model, not a curated record. Gene Ontology annotation, molecular function: protein-cysteine S-palmitoyltransferase activity.